Scophthalmus maximus (turbot) is the source of this 2163-nucleotide messenger RNA. RefSeq names its product fibroblast growth factor 20-like. Gene Ontology annotation, molecular function: fibroblast growth factor receptor binding; growth factor activity. Bases 459 to 1133 code for a protein of 224 amino acids. The transcript has 3 exons. The record is from RefSeq and is a predicted model, not a curated record. Gene Ontology annotation, biological process: animal organ morphogenesis; cell differentiation; fibroblast growth factor receptor signaling pathway. Gene Ontology annotation, cellular component: cytoplasm. Lineage: Eukaryota; Metazoa; Chordata; Actinopteri; Pleuronectiformes; Scophthalmidae.
UACCGCAGAAAUAAAAGGCUGGAGGGAGGGAGAGGGGGGGAGAGAGAGAGAGAGAGAGAGAGAGAGAGAGAGAGAGAGAGAGAGAGAAAGGAAAACCCUAAUGUGCUCCGGAGCAAAGGGGAGUAUCCCGAGGUGAAGAGGAGAGAUAGGGAGCGGACAGGGGACGGGAGAGACAGAUAAAUAGCAGCAGAGGGGAGGAGAAGGGACACGGGCAGCUGCAGCCGGGCGAACGUGUCCAACGCGGGAGUUUGAUCUCACUUAGGUGACAUUGCAAUUGAGGCUGCUGGUGACUGCGCCAAACACCCGCGCUCAUUUGGGGAUUUUUCUGCGCCCGCACGUCCAACUUUUCCGUUCCUCCCCCUCGUUCGCUGGCUCGCACCGAGGCUCCCCCGCUCAUCACCUGGACAUCGACUCGUAUCCCCUCGUACCGCGCAACGCCGCACCGCGGGUCAUCUGUGAUGGGGGCAGCGGCCGAGGUGGGGAGUUUCGCCAACGGAUUUCUGGACAGCUUCGGACCCGCUCCGGCUCCCGUCGGCUCCCAUUUCGUUCUCACCCCCGCCGGGGCGGUGGACUACAACUCGGUCACCGGACUGAUGAUGGGGGCACAGGCGCAGCAGCAGGAGCACCUCGUGUCCGCGGAGAGGCUGUCCCGGAGCCUGGCGGACCUCAGCCACCUGAAGGGGAUCCUGCGGCGGCGGCAGCUCUACUGCAGGACCGGCUUCCACCUGGAGAUCCGUCCCGACGGCGCGGUGCAGGGCACCAGGAAGGACCACAGCAGAUUCGGUAUUCUGGAGUUUAUCAGUCUAGCUGUAGGACUGGUCAGCAUCAGAGGGGUUGACAGUGGCCUCUACCUCGCCAUGAACAGCAAGGGAGACCUGUAUGGAUCGGAGAAGCUGUCGGCAGAAUGUGUUUUUAGGGAGCAAUUCGAAGAAAACUGGUACAACACGUACUCCUCCAACAUCUACCGGCAUGGAGAAAAAGGAGCAUUCUACUUUGUGGCCCUGAACAAAGAUGGGACGUCCCGGGAUGGAACAAGGUCGAGGCGACACCAGAGGUUCACUCACUUCUUGCCGAGGCCCGUGGACCCGGAAAGAGUGCCGGAGCUGUACAGGGACAUACUGGGCCAGAGCUGAGACUGAUCGGGGGCAUUACUUUGACCCUGUCAGAGCCGGUCUGCGCUGAAAAGCAAACCAAGUGCACGCAACCCGACCCCUUCUCGAGAAAGAUGGGAGAUCUUGUCGAUCUGGACAAAACUAGAUCAGAAAAACGUGCACCAAAUCAACACUCCCCCUCACUGGAAUGGCAGAAGGAAGCAGAUCUUCUUUGAACCAGACCGAAGGAGGAGUUUGACUGAACGGCACCAAGGAUCUUCUAUGGAAGAUGUUAAGGCCCCAUGACGGACAGAAAGGCUACCUUGUCGCUUUAUUGGCCUAUGCAAAGGCCCUGGUGGUCAAACAGAUAUACAGUAAAUUUCCUAUGAGUUGCCACUUAUUAAAUCCAAUUACCUGCUGGUCCAACCUGCAUGUUCAAGAGGAUAAGUUUGGAAAUCAUAGUUGAGAUUAACAACUGGCUGCUAUUGUCUUUCUACUGCUGUGGCUGCUGAGGCUUACCAUGUUCACUGUUUUCAGUAGGGCUUUUUAUUUAAUUAUAAACACGACUGUGGCUGCUAUGUAAACGAUUUAUUUUAAUAUACGUGAUCCACUGUGCAGAGUGGCUGGUUUACACUUAAAGGUAGUUUCAUGCACUGGAAAGCAGCCAUGUUUGUUCUGGGAAAUGGAUCUGCAUCGGGAUGACUGUUGUGACGACCUGGAUGGACUGACAGGAGGUGCUCAGAAAGAAUGUGACUUUUAUACAAAGUGCACGAGGAAUAAGAGAAGACCGGGUCCUAUGGCGUUUUAUAUGGACUUCUUCUGUGGUGUCCCGUGGCGGAAUACUGAACACUCUGCUCUGAUGACGCCUUCCAGAACCCAGUGAAAGACUUCAGUUGUUCACCCACUGUCUGGGCGGAACCGACAAGGACACCUUUACAAACAUGCUGACAGAUUUUAUUCUUAUUUAUGAGGUUUUGUUACCUAGGACAUACAGUAUAUUUAUUUCAUAUAUUUAUUUAUUUUGGAGAAUAUAUUUUUUACAGGUAUGAGAUAAAAUAAAAUAAAAAAGUAU